Messenger RNA from Arachis ipaensis, 1597 nucleotides. RefSeq names its product SNF1-related protein kinase regulatory subunit gamma-like PV42a. The record is from RefSeq and is a predicted model, not a curated record. Lineage: Eukaryota; Viridiplantae; Streptophyta; Magnoliopsida; Fabales; Fabaceae. Gene Ontology annotation, cellular component: cytoplasm; nucleus.
UGUCGCAGCACGGCGUGGUGUUUGGUGAGUCAUCAGCUGCAGAUAAACACGCUUGUAAAGAGAAGAACGUGGAUGCACAAUAUGGCAACACGUACUGUAAAACAGGGCAUACAUACCCAAAGGAAAAAGAAAAUAAAAAAAGAUUGCGUACUAUAUCCUGAUUAAUAAAUCGAUUUUGAUGCUAGCUCUGUAUUUUCCAGCUACUAGUUGCAGCGGGAAUAAGCACUUGUUAGUUUCAUUGAGAGCAAGGAAAUAUAUUCAAGUUGAAAAGAUGAAGCAGCAAUUCAAGUCCGGUGGAGGGGGAGCCAGCAUGCAACGCAGCGAAAGCAUGAGACUACAGGAGAGGAAGGUGAAGGAUCUCAUGGUGGAUAAGAAGAGGCUGGUGGAGGUGCCAUACACGGCGUCCCUGGCUGACACCAUGAACACGCUGGUCGCAAACAGGGUGUUGGCUGUGCCAGUGGCAGCCCCGCCGGGACAGUGGAUCGGCGCGGGGGGUUCGAUGAUCGUGGAGUCUGACAAGCAAACAGGAGUGGUGAGAAAGCACUACAUCGGGAUGGUGACGAUGCUUGAUAUAGUGGCCCACAUAGCCGGCAAGGACCACUUGGAUUUGGGUGGCGGCGGCGAUGAGAUGACAAACGAUCUCCAUGAAAGGAUGUCUGUCUCUGUUUCUUCCAUCAUUGGCCACUCUUUUGAAGGGCUUAGCCUGUGGACUCUUAAUCCCUACACCAGCCUGUUAGAUUGCAUGGAAGUGUUUAGCAAAGGAGUUCAUCGUGCGAUGGUGCCGGUGGACAGCCAGAUGGAGAGUGGAUGGUCACCAGGCGGUGGUGUUGAACUGGUGGAGUCUGCUUCCGGCUACCAAAUGCUGACUCAGCUGGAUGUUGUUAGGUUCUUGAGAGAUCACGCAUCUGACGAGUUACAGGCCAUUCUGGCGCGCUCUGUUCAAGACUUGGCCGCCGACACGGAACAGAUCUAUGCCAUCACUGACCGCACUAUACUCUUGGAUGCCAUCAAGUGCUUAAAGUCUGCCAUGUUGAACGCUGUACCUAUUGUUCAAUCCUCUGAUGACGUCAACCCUGAUGAUCACAGGCAGCUCGUAAAUGGGAGAUUUAGGAAGCUUGUUGGGACAUUCUCUGCAACUGAUUUAAGGGGAUGCUACAUAAACACGCUCAAGUCAUGGUUCGGGAUAAGCGCACUUGCAUUCACCCAACACAUUUCGGCCAGUCCUUUGUUCGCGGCACCGGAAUCACCCAUCUCAUGGAAGGAGCUUGUGACUUGUCAUCUUGAAUCUCCUUUGUCGGAGGUGAUUCACAAGGCAGUUACCAAGCAUGUGCAUCGAGUGUGGGUGGUGAAUCAGCAGUGUUUGCUCGUUGGUGUUGUGUCUCUCACCGAUGUAAUUAGAGUUAUAAGGCUUGCUCUCAUCUCUCCUCCCUCUUCUUCACACCAAUGAUAUGCCACUAAUUAAAUUUCAGUUCAAGAUAGGUGAUAGCUCUCUAAGCAUAUGCAUGUGUUUCAUUUCAUCAUCAUCAUCAUGUGUAAAUGGGAAUAAUGUUUUAUCUUUUUUUUUCCCUAUCAAGUUUAAAUCUCUACAUUUCAUUAC